CUUCUUUUUCAUGGCACACACCACAGAGAAGUCUGUGCGGAAUCCUAAACCAGCCCAAUUUACAUCCAUUCAUGAAUCUGUGACGUCAGCAAGCCUUUGGGCUUCUUUGCGGUGGGCUGGAGGAUUGUGUGGGUGGAAUCCCCCUCCCCCUUAUUUUUCUGAUUCUGCAAGGCUUUUUAAAUUAACCUUCCACCUUUUUAAAGCAAGAAAAUGGAACGGCAUGUGUAGGAAUUCUUCAUUGUUGUUUUGGAGCCCUCUCUUGCAUCCGAAUUCUGUGCCACUAAUCCUCUGAGUGUCAUCUCAGGAUCCUGGGCAUACUCAUGGCACCAUGGCCAAUACGCAGGAGCCCCUGAGCUGCUCCUCUUCCCCACACUUGCCCUCGAGUGAAAGCAGGACCUUCAGCAGACUCCAGGAUGAACUCACGCCUGUGGGGAACCACCCUUCCCCCACGCUUCUUAAGGACCAGCAGGAAAAGGGGGUGGCACAAACAGAGCUAACUGAGAGCAUGAACAGCCCCAUCACCACAACAGUGUUGACAAGUGUGAGUGAGGAUUCCAGGGACCAGUUUGAGAACAGCGUUCUUCAGCUGAGGGAACACGAUGAAUCAGAGAUGGCCAUGUCUCAGGGGACCAGCAACACCAUAGAUGGAGAGAGCACAAGUGGAACUGAAGACAUCAAGAUCCAGUUCAGCAGAUCGGGCAGCGGCAGUGGCGGGUUUCUGGAAGGACUGUUUGGAUGCUUAAGGCCUGUAUGGAAUAUCAUUGGCAAGGCAUAUUCCACUGAUUACAAAUUGCAGCAGCAAGAUACUUGGGAAGUGCCAUUUGAGGAGAUCUCAGAGCUGCAGUGGCUGGGUAGUGGAGCCCAAGGAGCUGUCUUCUUGGGCAAGUUCCGAGCGGAGGAAGUGGCCAUCAAGAAAGUGAGAGAACAGAAUGAGACGGAUAUCAAGCAUUUGAGGAAGUUGAAGCACCCUAACAUCAUCGCUUUCAAGGGUGUUUGUACUCAGGCCCCCUGUUACUGCAUCAUCAUGGAGUACUGUGCCCACGGACAGCUCUACGAAGUUUUGCGAGCCGGCAGAAAGAUCACACCACGAUUGCUAGUGGACUGGUCCACGGGAAUUGCAAGUGGAAUGAAUUAUCUGCACCUCCAUAAAAUUAUUCAUCGUGAUCUCAAAUCACCUAAUGUUUUGGUGACUCACACAGAUGCGGUAAAGAUUUCAGAUUUUGGCACAUCUAAGGAACUCAGUGACAAAAGCACCAAGAUGUCCUUCGCCGGUACAGUGGCGUGGAUGGCACCAGAGGUCAUACGCAACGAACCUGUCUCUGAGAAAGUCGAUAUAUGGUCUUUCGGAGUGGUGCUUUGGGAGCUGCUGACAGGAGAGAUUCCUUACAAAGAUGUCGACUCUUCAGCCAUUAUUUGGGGUGUUGGAAGCAAUAGCCUGCACCUGCCGGUUCCUUCCACUUGCCCUGAUGGAUUCAAAAUCCUUAUGAAACAGACAUGGCAGAGUAAACCUCGCAACCGGCCUUCUUUCCGGCAGACGCUCAUGCAUUUAGACAUUGCCUCUGCAGACGUUCUUGCUACCCCCCAGGAAACCUACUUCAAGUCUCAGGCUGAAUGGAGAGAAGAGGUGAAAAAACACUUUGAAAAGAUCAAAAGUGAGGGAACUUGUAUACACCGAUUAGAUGAAGAGCUGAUUCGGCGGCGCAGAGAGGAGCUCAGGCAUGCUCUGGAUAUUCGGGAACACUAUGAGAGAAAACUUGAGCGGGCUAAUAAUUUAUACAUGGAACUUAGUGCCAUCAUGCUGCAGCUAGAAAUGCGGGAGAAGGAGCUCAUUAAGCGUGAGCAAGCAGUGGAAAAGAAGUAUCCUGGAACGUACAAACGACACCCCGUCCGUCCAAUAAUCCACCCCAAUGCCAUGGAGAAGCUCAUGAAGAGGAAGGGCACGCCUCAUAAAUCAGGGAUGCAGACCAAACGGCCAGAUCUGUUGAGAUCUGAAGGUAUCCCCAGUACGGAGGUGGCUCCCGCUGCAUCCCCUUUGUCUGGAAGUCCCAAAACGUCCACCUCGAGCAGCAAGAGCCGCUAUCGGAGCAAGCCACGCCACCGCCGAGGGAACAGCAGAGGCAGCCACAGUGAUUUCACAGGGAUAUUGAAAAACCAGCCAGCCCAGGACAGUUCACCCCAUCCCACUGACCUACACCACGCUCAGUCCCAGUACCCUUCUCCCCAUCACCACCAUCCUCUGCAGCAGCAGUACCAGCAAGCCCCCCCUGCCGUGUCCCAGAGUCACCAUCCCAGAUUCAGUGUGCACGGACAGGACAUCGCCACCUGCGCCAACAACCUGAGGUAUUUUGGCCCAGCAGCGGCCCUGCGGAGCCCACUCAGCAACCAUGCUCAGAGACAGAUGCCCGGUUCCAGCCCCGACCUCAUCUCCACGGCCAUGGCGGCGGACUGCUGGAGAAGCUCUGAGCCUGAUGCGGGCCCAGCUGGGCCCUGGGGCUGUUGUCAGGCUGACCCUUACGACCCCUGCCUCCAGUGCAGGCCAGAACAGUGUGGGUCCUUGGACAUACCCUCUGCUGAGCCAGUGGGGAGGGGCCCCGACCUUUUCAAGUCACCAGCACACAAUCCCCUCUUGGAAGAUGCCCAAGGUUCCGAGAAAAUGGGAGAAAGGGAAUUCAAAGGCUGCAGGUCUGCGUCAUCCCUUGGCAUCCCUCACCACGUCACCCCCCCAGUGCUACCUCGAAACACAAGGCCCCUGCAAAAGAGUGGAGAUGACUCCUCAGAAGAGGAAGAAGGGGAAGUAGAUAGUGAAGUUGAAUUUCCACGAAGACAGAGGCCCCAUCGCUGUAUCAGCAGCUGCCAGUCAUAUUCGACCUUUAGCUCUGAGAAUUUCUCUGUGUCUGAUGGAGAGGAGGGAAAUACCAGUGACCACUCCAACAGUCCUGAUGAGUUAGCAGACAAGCUUGAAGGCCACCUGGCGGAGAAGCUGGAUGACCUACUGUCGCAAACACCAGAGAUCCCCAUUGAGAUAUCCUCGCAUUCCGACGGGCUCUCUGACAAGGAGUGCGCUGUGCGCCGCGUGAAGACACAGAUGUCUCUGGGCAAGCUGUGUGCAGAGGAACGUGGCUAUGAGAAUCCUAUGCAGUUUGAAGAUUCGGACUGUGACUCUUCCGAUGGAGAGUGUUCUGACGCCACGGUGAGGACCAAUAAACACUACAGCUCUGCUACUUGGUAAUGGAGGAAAACCCAUCCUGAAGAUCUCACGACUAUACUGGCAUUUCAGAUCCUUUCCCCCGUCCCCCCCAGACUCUUUCCCCUCUCUCCUUGCUUUUUUGUCUGGGAAGAGAGCUGCCCCAUCUUUCUUACCCCUAGAAAUGAGCUGCAAUAACAGGAACAUGAGACUUCGCAAAUCUCUGGAAAAAAAAUAUCCAAAUGAAAUUAAGUCUCACUGAACAUUUCAAUCAAGAAUGGCAGGGAUCUAUUUUAUUGAAUAUUCUAGCUACUGUAACAUUGAUAUUUAUUUUUGUUUGACAUUUUAACACUUUGUACUGUAAAGAGUGAACUAUAUAUGAUAGAGAGAGACAAUAAUUUCUUGCAAAAAAAAAA
Messenger RNA from Enhydra lutris kenyoni (northern sea otter), 3600 nucleotides. Its product is annotated as mitogen-activated protein kinase kinase kinase 13. The transcript has 14 exons. Gene Ontology annotation, molecular function: protein homodimerization activity; JUN kinase kinase kinase activity; ATP binding. Bases 329 to 3229 code for a protein of 966 amino acids. NCBI's taxonomy places the organism in Eukaryota, Metazoa, Chordata, Mammalia, Carnivora, Mustelidae. The record is from RefSeq and is a predicted model, not a curated record. Gene Ontology annotation, biological process: protein autophosphorylation; JNK cascade.